UUGAUCGUUUUCGGCUUUCGCAUUUGUGCUGCUAAGUUCCUGAUUUUUUUCAAUAUGGAAGCUGUUGAUUUUACUAAAGAAAUUCCAACAUGGCUCAACCAAGACCUCUUCGACAAAGCUAUUCAAAACUAUGAAUCUGAUCCACAAGCGAAGGUCAACAGCUUUGAUCUUGUACCGGCAUUACAGCCUGGUCAGAACAUGGCAAGUGCUGUAUUCCGUGGAAAAGUCAAAUUUACAUCGAAAUAUUCUAAGGAUGAGAAGGAGAUGUCGAUGAUUAUUAAGACACAGCCUGUAACAGUCGAUUUGCCAUUUAUGGCUUAUAUGAAGGACACGACAUUGUUUGAAACUGAAAUUGGAGUUUACACAGAUGUUUUAGGGCGUGUCCAGGAAUUGAUUACGUCAGUUGGAUAUAAGGAUGUAAUGGCUCCAAAAUUAAUUUAUCAAACAAUGACUCCAAAGCCAGUCAUAAUACUUGAAGAUGUUUCAACUAAUGGAUUUGACACUGAAAUUUUGACAAUUCAUGAAGAUUUUGAGCUUUCAAAGCUUGUUGUCAAGUAUUUGGCUAAAUUUCAUGCUGCAACUUUUUAUCUGCAAGAUGAGCAGAAAAUCGAUGCAUCCAUCUUCAACUCAACAAUCUUUCAAUUCAGUGACAUGGGAAAAGCACUUAGUGCACAGGCAUAUGAACACUUUACUCAAAUGAUGCCUGAAUGGGGUGGAUUUGAUAAGUUUGUUGAACCAAUUAAGCAUUUUAAGGAAGUUUUUUUGGAAAAAAAUAUGAAGACGUACUCACCAAGUUCUGGACCUGGAGCCUGGAAUGUUUUAAAUCAUGGAGAUUUUCUGAUGAAGAACUUGAUGUACAAAAUGAAGAAGGAAGGCGAGGGUGUUGAUGACUUGAUGAUGCUCGACUUUCAAAUUUGCGUCUAUGCAUCUCCAGCCAUCGAUCUCAUCUACACUCUCUACAACUUUGUUUCAGACGAGGAUCGUCUAACUCGCUACGAUGAAAUCCUCUUCACAUACCACGAACAAUUUGUUGAAGCUCUCAAGAAGUUUGGAUAUCUAAAGCAGCCACCAUCUUUGCUUGAUCUUCAAGUUGAGAUGCUUAAGAAUGGAAAUUUCCAAGCACAUUUCGGUUUAGUGAUGUAUCCAUUCCUGAUCUUUGACAUGAAAACAUUAACAAUGGAAGAUAUGGCUGAUGGCAUGAAGGGAAUCGGCAUCAAAACUUACGGAAAUGAAAGAUUUCAUAAAGUUGCUAAGAAGGAACUGGAAGUAUAUUUGAUGAAGGGGUAUUUGGGGAACUAGGGUGUUGUGAGCUGGUUUCUAGGGCAACAAAGGAUGUCCUUCUCUGUUUGGCCUCCUUCUUGCUAUGCCUCAUACUAUGAUACUAUGCCAUAUCCUAUAAAAUCACUUCUAAUUCCAACGAUCACU
Messenger RNA from Chironomus riparius, 1425 nucleotides. The record is from the annotation of a GenBank genome assembly. Lineage: Eukaryota; Metazoa; Arthropoda; Insecta; Diptera; Chironomidae.